Molecule: messenger RNA, 1065 nt
Organism: Penaeus chinensis
Lineage: Eukaryota; Metazoa; Arthropoda; Malacostraca; Decapoda; Penaeidae
Product: vitelline membrane outer layer protein 1 homolog
Exons: 6
Coding region: 90-755 (221 amino acids)
Source: RefSeq, a predicted model, not a curated record
UACAAAGAUCACCACACACAUGCGUACGCAUAGACAGCGUAUUUAAAGGCGCCGCUCGGGGCCGGGGCAGUACACUUGCCUUUCCCAUCAUGAGGACACUUCUCGUUCUCGUUGCGCUCGCGGCACUCGCGGCCGUCACCGCCAAUGAGUCGCUGCAGCUGGACAACGGACUGGUGAGGGGCACGUGGGGAGACCCCGAGAUGUGCGCCGCCGGAUCCCACGCUUUCGCCUUUGAGAUCAAGUACGCUGACCUUGGGCACAUUGACGACACGGCAGUCAACGGCGUGAGGCUCUACUGCGAGAUGCCGGGCGGCUCCCUCACGGGCUACGUGACCAGCUCCGAGGGGAAGUGGGGCGAGUGGCGAGGAAUGCGCACCUGCGCGUUGGGGCAUCACCUGGUGGGCAUUCAGGGCAACGUGGUGGACCCGCAGGGCAACUUCGGGGACGACCUAGGCGUGGACAACCUACGCAUGGAGUGUGACGACGGCGCCAUCCUGGACGGGCUCUACGGCGUGCCCAGUGCCCUGAGUCCGGUCGUCUUGCGAGAGGUCAGGCAGGUCGGCGGCAGGGAGGUGGAGGCCGUCCAUCUCAAGGUGAACCGAGGCGAGACCCGCGACCACGGCGACUGGGGCUCGUGGGCGCGCUGCUCCACCGGCGGCACCCUGUGCGGCCUCCAGACCCGCGUCGAGCACGAUGACAUCCUCAAUGACGACGCCGGACUCUGUGACGUCAUAUUGUUCUGCUGCACGAUCUAGGAAGCGAAGGAACGGACGAAGAGGAGAGAGAAUGAUGGGCGGGAAGGAAAGGCUGCGAGGAAUGUAGGGUGAAGGCGAGGGCGAGGGAGCCGUCGAAACAGGGAACAAUAAGGGAAUAGAGAGAAGGAAAGGAAUCUGUGAUAGCGAAGGGAGGGCAAGAGACAGCGGGAAGGAAGAGGAGAGCAAACGGGUAGAAAGGCAAAUGAAAAGAGGCGCUGGAAUUCGCAAGAUAAAUAAAAAUGAAAGAAAGGAAAAGAAGAAGCUGCAUUUGAACAUUUUUAACGGGAAAUAAAAUAUGUUAAUCGAUUAA